CGAUGGCCGCACGAGCGGCAGCGGAGGCGCGCGCGGGCGCGGCGCGCAUGGCGGCGUGGCGGGCUCAUUCUUACGCCGCGGACGAGGCGGGCGCGGCCGCCGCGCUGCGCCUCGACGCGGCGCGCCGCCCGGUGCGCCGCGCGCCUGAUGAACUGCUUGUGCGAGUGCAAGCGUCUUCUAUAAACCCUAUUGAUCUCGCCAUGAUCCGGGGUUACGGCUCGCGCGUGCUAAACGCCUGGCGAGCGCUGGAAGGAAGCGAAGGAUUGGAGUUCCCGCUUACGCCGGGGCGUGACUUCGUGGGCACGGUGGUGGGCGCCGCGCCGGGCUCCGCACUCGCCCCGGGGGCCCGCGUGUGGGGCGUGCUGCCGCCGCACAGAGUAGGGGCGCACGCGGAUUACGUGCUCGCGAAAAGUUCUUGGGUGAGCCCGGCACCAGAAAACCUAGACGACCUCCAAGCCGGCGGCGCUCUGUACGGAGCGCUAACCGCAUGCGCGGCGCUGCGGGUGGCGGGGUUGGCGCCCGGCGGGGAGGGCGGGAAGCGGGUGCUGGUGCUGGGGCUGGGUGGCGUCGGACACCCGGCUGUGCAGCUGCUAGUGAGGGACAGACAUCAUGUGGUGGUGAGCUGUGCCAGCGAGCAGGCAGAUGCAGCGCGUGCGCUGGGGGCGGAGCCCCUCGACCGUCGCCAGGAAGAUUAUGCUGACCGUCUGCAACAGGCUGCCCCAUUCGACGUGGUAAUAGACUGCGCAGGGCAGGGCGGCGCGGGCGCCGCGCAGCUACCUUGUACGUUCGGCGCGUACGUCACACUGACGUCGCCUCUACUGCGCAGGACGGACGCCAACGGGCUGCUACCAGGCACCGUGGCGGCUGCGGCUGACCUCAUACAGCAGAACUUAGCCGUCAGAGAUCCCGUGCGCUGGGCGUUCUUCUCGCCGCGCGCGGACGACAUCGAACUGUUACGCCGCCGUGCCGAACGGAAACAGUUCUCUGUGGCCGUGGAGCAAGUAUGGAGCUGGCGCGACGCAGGCGCGGCGUACGCGCGCGCUGCGCAAGGGCAUGCGCGCGGCAAGCUGCUGCUCGACUUUGCCGCGCCGUAACCGCUUCACGAGGCGGCACGACUUUGUCGCUGAACGGCCAUGUUAGGGCGUCCGCUAGCUAGCGCGGUUGCACGCAAUGCUCCCGGUAUUGAGUGUGUACGGCGAGAACCGGAAAUUCCCGGUUCCGGUACCGUAUUUAUAUAGAAAACCAGUACCGGGAGCACUCCCUAGUUUGAGCGGGUUUACGAAAAAGAGUACGAGCGUUGCUAACUGGCGCGGACGCGUGAGACGGAUUUUACCUACAAUGGCACCCGCGUGCGGGCGCCUGCGCCAGAUAGCGGACGCCCUUACGGGCCCUAACCAGUCACUUCAACCCUUAAUGAAACGUCAAAAAUAUAUGUAAGAGUCGAACCUAGCUAACUCUGCAUGCCUGCAAUGGCAAAGUGUGGCGAUGUCAUCAUUAAUGUUAAAUAAGAGACAGUCCCUCACUUUGUUCUGUUCAAAUCGGUGCUAAGUUAGCUUGGACGGGCUCUACUUGUGAGCUGUGUCAUAAGUUAAUAUGAGAACGUAUUCUGUGACGUCACAAUGAUACCGUCUCUUUUUAAUGAGUUUUUUGUUUAUUUUAAAAUAAUCUAAUGCGCAGAAAGAAGUCUGUUCUUGUUUUUUCAGUGUAUUUGUUAUUUUAUUUGAAUUAUCUUUAUAGGAAACAACACUAUUAGACAACUGAAUUGAAAUCUGUUCAGCUUUAAAAUACCUACAGUUAGUCGUGAUAUACCUAAAUAACCUAAAUAAGGAAGACUAACGUAGUUAAGUACAUUUAUCUAAGAUUUUCGAUUAAAAAACUAAAAUAAAUAAACCGGGUACUUGUAUGUGUCUUGAAAUGAAAUGUAUUUUUUCUACUCUCCCUUUGUUGUAUUUUCUUCAACAAUACACCUACACUACAAUCAUUUACAUUAAAGGAAGUGACAUUUGAUGAAGUGGAACUGUUGAUGAUGACCAGAACGGAACUCCUCAACGGCAAGUUUUUUACGUCUAGGAGUUUAUUGUAAUCGAAUAC
This is a messenger RNA of Cydia splendana, 2091 nucleotides long. Its product is annotated as reticulon-4-interacting protein 1, mitochondrial. Gene Ontology annotation, molecular function: oxidoreductase activity. NCBI's taxonomy places the organism in Eukaryota, Metazoa, Arthropoda, Insecta, Lepidoptera, Tortricidae. Gene Ontology annotation, cellular component: mitochondrion. The transcript is spliced from 7 exons. The record is from RefSeq and is a predicted model, not a curated record. The coding region runs from base 3 to 1094 and encodes 363 amino acids.